Aaosphaeria arxii CBS 175.79 is the source of this 2418-nucleotide messenger RNA. RefSeq lists its product as uncharacterized. Gene Ontology annotation, molecular function: DNA binding; zinc ion binding; DNA-binding transcription factor activity, RNA polymerase II-specific. Bases 75 to 2231 code for a protein of 718 amino acids. The transcript has 8 exons. Lineage: Eukaryota; Fungi; Ascomycota; Dothideomycetes; Pleosporales. Gene Ontology annotation, biological process: DNA-templated transcription; regulation of DNA-templated transcription. The record is from RefSeq and is a predicted model, not a curated record.
GAAAUUCAACUUGAAGACCCCAGGGGUUGUCAAAAACGCCAUGUCACCUGGGUAAUCUGAUUGAAUCUUUCACUAUGGACAACGUGCAGCUGAACGUCAGCGAUUACGAUGAGGGUGCCGAGUCGUCGUUGGUAUCAGACUCUUGUGUUAGAAAUUCCGCGCGUGCGUGUGAACCUUGUCGUACACGCAAGACACGAUGCGAUAGAGCCGUUCCUUGUCUUCAAUGUCAACGUACUAGAACCGAGUGUACGUACUUGGCCAACAGACCGAGAGAGAAGCGGACACGCAUCCUACUUACCCCUCAGUACGAGAAAAAGAUCGAUCAGAUCGAUCACCGCCUCGAGGCUAUGACCCAGUUGUUGAGAGAUCUCAAAACGCAGAGCUCGAGGGUCAGCAAUAACAGAGGGUCACGUUGCGACCCCUCAGGAACAACCUGUGUUCUUUCUACAAAUGCACCCUCCCCCAGCUACUCAGAUUCUGCCACAACCCCAAUCGUGGAAGGGCAGUCGUCCUUGUCUGCUCACUCUGUAUUCGUCAACGAGUUUGUACAGAAUUUUGUGACGACUGACCUACUUGGGCAGCCUGACCCAGAGACCCGUAGAACGCUGGAUGCUCUUUCAACCAUAGCUAAUGACUCUAAUCCAUCCAAUAUAUUGAGCGAGCCCGUGGCAGCGCGUGUAAAGCUACCGAGCCAAGCGCAGCGGCGUGAUUUACCCCCUAUCCAGAAAGCUGUAUCACUCAUUCGUAUCGCAAAAGUCCAACGGCUUGCUGGCUCAGGGUGGGUCUACGAAUACAUCACGAUGAAGUCUUUUGGGGAUUUAUGUCUCGAGGUUUAUUUCGCAGAUCAGUUUUCACCCUUUGACUUCAUUAGCGUCAAUGCUGGCCUAUAUUCUCUCUUUUGGGACUUUGCUUGUGUGGCUGACAUCUCCGAAAACGAAAAGGAGCAACACCUUUCAUAUGCUCGCUUGUGUCGCGAUAACCUCGAGGCUGGGCUAGCAAAUCUUCCGUUACAUAUACCAGCAGCACCAAACGUGGUUGCUGCUCUUCUCUUCGCUGCUUUCUAUGCAAUUGGGUCAUCAAAGUCCUUACUAUGCUGGUCUCUGUCAUCCAAAGCGUCAGAAUUAUGUCAAACUUUAGGUUACCACCGAACUGUAUGCAUCAAUGGUAAAAACCCUGAAGACCAUAGAUACACGCAAUUUCUAUUCUGGAGCACCUACUAUGUGGACAAGAGUCUCUCCCUUCGUCUCGGUAGAGCUUCAACCAUUCCAGAGUGGGAUAUAGGCAUCGAUCUUCCAUCGCCACCCAGCGUUGGGCAAGAAUCUGUUCUUGCUUACUUCGUCUUGUGGAUUAAACUUGCGAGGUGCCAAGGCAACAUCUAUGAAUAUCUCUAUUCUCCUGGAUCGAUAAAUCAACCAGACUCCGUCCGCCAAUCCAGAAUUGAACUACUUAGAUCAACUCUACAUGAUUUGGAGCACGAGACACAAACGACAAUGAAUAAAUGGCUCAAAGUGUCGAAGGAGAAUGCAGGCGAAAAUCUCAUGGACUUUUAUGCUACCUCAGAUGCGGUCCUUCGGCUAUCGCUUCUUACCCAUGUCUACCGAGCUGCCCCACGAGCACCCCAUUGCUUGACAACAUUCAGCUCAGAUUGCGUACAAGUCGCAAGGGCGACCAUAGCGAAGCAUCAUGAAUGCAUGGAAAUCAUUCAGAAAGGCAACAACCUCUACUUCUCUACGUACAUUCAUUGGACACUUCUCUUUGCACCUUUCGUUCCGAUCAUAGUAGUAUUCUGCAAUGUCAUGGAAACCCGAGACCAUGCGGACCUUGCACGUCUCGAAGCAUUUUUGAAGUCAAUUGAAUCCGCAUCAGCCGUUUCAGAGCCGGCUGCGAAAAUGCACAAGCUUUUCCAGGUACUCUAUAACAUUGCAGUCAGAUACAUUGAGGUGCGGGCGGAAGAAACAGAAGCGCAGCUGGCUGCUCUUGGACUUCCACACGCCCGGACAUACUCGGCAAAUCAAUCAUUUGUACAGUCGUUGGGAAGUCACGAAGAAGUACAACCGGAUCUUAUUCAUGACCCUAGAAACAGUGAGAUCAACACCGACGAGCUUCAAUGGGCAGUGAAUCCGAUGUUUUGGAUGGGUAACGGAGCGGAGUUGGAAAAUUGGUUCUAUGACAACCAAUCUUCCAUGGAAACGUUGCAGGAUAUGGAUGUAAGCUCUACGAUGAGAGAGUAGUAAGGACCGCAUCUUUUAUGACUCCCUGUGGUACAGUCAUUAAAAGUCUUACAUAACUUUAUUGUGCACGUACGGAACGUGGUGCUUUGCUGUGGGAGUUUAUGUUCUUGGGAUUACUUUGGAAACAACUCAAUCACCGCCGAUUAGAUGCCCCACAACGUACACUUUCCAACAAAUUCAAAUUAUG